CAGCAGCAUCAGUCCUCCCCUUCAGUCACAGAAAGGAGCGCAUCUCGGGGCUCGCGCGGAGCGGAAGUGGGUCGUGGGGCAGGGCUCGCGCUCCACUGCAUAUAAACGCACGCGGACUUCCUCAAACUCACUUUGCAUCGGAGCAGAGACGCACUCAGAUCUAAGCAGCAUCAUGAGCUGGGACAGCUACAUCACGAGCCUGACCAAGAGCGAGUGGGUGGAUGAUGCGGUCAUCCUCGGGUGCACACCGGGUCAGGAGUCGGUUUGGGCGUCAGCACCGGGCGGCUGGCUCAGCCAAGUCACGGCGGCUGAGGUGAAGGCUCUCGUCGCCAGUGACCGCAGCACUCUGUUUGCCAAUGGAGUGACUCUGGCCGGGAAAAAGUGCACGGUGCUGAGAGAUGCUCUGAAUGUGGAAGGCCAGAACACCAUGGACAUCAAGAUGAAGACCUCAGAGAAAGAGCCCGACCCCUUCUCCUUCACCAUCGGCAAAACUCACAAAGCGAUAAUCAUUGCUAAAGGUGUAAAAGAUGCUCAUGGAGGCAAAGUCAAUCCACCCGUCUUUGACAUGACCGGAUACCUCAGGAAAUUGAACAUGUGAACAAGCCCCGCCCCCUGCCCUGCUGACUCCGCCCACUCCUCCCCCACGCUCUGCCACUUCACCUGUCAGCCGUCUGCAGGAUCUGACCUGAUCUCCAUUCAUAAAGCCAGAAGAACUGCUCAAGAUCCACCAGACGUGUGCUCUCAUCUUCAUCCUCCUCAUCACGUUUUAAACAUUCCAGGAGUCUGAGAUCUCCCUUUCUUCUCCAGUCAGGCAGUGGAACACAAACUCUAGUUAAUAUCAAGCUCAUUUAUUGGUUUUAUCAUUAAUUGAUUGAUUUACGGUUCUAUAGCAUCUUCUGUGUUUUUUACGGGCGGAGUGUCCAGUCUAACGGUUUUAGCAUUUGUUUGUAUGAUUGUCUGUGUGAAAUCCUGCUGAACAAAACCUAGAAAUCUGACUGUUCGAUGCCAAAUAAAGAGAGAAUGAGUUUGUACAGAGCA
Molecule: messenger RNA, 1038 nt
Organism: Carassius gibelio (silver crucian carp)
Lineage: Eukaryota; Metazoa; Chordata; Actinopteri; Cypriniformes; Cyprinidae
Product: profilin-1
Exons: 4
Coding region: 173-598 (141 amino acids)
Biological process (GO): actin cytoskeleton organization; regulation of actin filament polymerization; positive regulation of actin filament bundle assembly
Cellular component (GO): cytoplasm
Molecular function (GO): actin binding
Source: RefSeq, a predicted model, not a curated record